Messenger RNA from Candoia aspera, 3509 nucleotides. RefSeq names its product cilia and flagella associated protein 221 (gene CFAP221). Gene Ontology annotation, biological process: motile cilium assembly; cilium movement. The record is from RefSeq and is a predicted model, not a curated record. Gene Ontology annotation, cellular component: 9+2 motile cilium. Lineage: Eukaryota; Metazoa; Chordata; Lepidosauria; Squamata; Candoiidae. The transcript is spliced from 24 exons. The coding region runs from base 52 to 2676 and encodes 874 amino acids.
ACAAGGAAUGACCUUUUUGAUAUCCUUGAAGCCAUAAAUUCUAAGAAGAGGAUGGAAAUUGUGACUAAUAUACGGGCUGACUUCAGCAGCACCAAAGGACCUUUUAGAAAGCCUCCAUCCCUUCUUUUGGACAGCUUGGUGGAGGAGCCUAAGAAAAAAACUGAUGUUCCCAACCACCUCCUGGAAUCGAAAAUUUAUGCAAAGCUGUUAAGAAACAAUGUUAUACAGGCUAAACCUGCCAUAAUGCAUUAUGGAGGGUUUGAGAUAGAAAAACAUCAGCAACAAGUGCUGAAACUCAUAAACAUUUCUGGAGAAGUUAUAAACUUCCAUAUUAUUCCACCUGAGACAAAAUACUUCCAGAUCCAAUAUAACAAAAUUCAGCGACUUGUCCCUGGCUUGUCCUUUACAGUAAUGGUUGAUUUCUGUCCUGAUGAAUGGCAAUACUAUUAUGACUGCAUCCGAAUCCAUUCUCAGGGAGAUGAAACUUUGCUGAUCCCUCUACAUGCCUAUCCUGUGAUGAAUGCUGUAGAAUUUCCAUCCUACAUUAAUCUGUCUGAUGUUCCUUUGGGACAAUGCAAGCCAUAUGUGAUCCCUCUGCAGUGUAGCUGUCCCAUAGAUUUCGAGUUUCAGGUGGAGUACCUUCAUCCCCACAAAGCCUUUACUGUACAUCCCAUGUCAGGAAUAAUUCCAGCCAAUGGAAAAGCAGAAGUGAUAGUUACAUUUGCACCUCUUGAAUAUGGGACAGCCCAAAUAAAAAUCCAGUUGUGGAUUUCACAGUUUAACUCAAAACCUUACAUGUGUACAUUCACAGGAACAUCUACCCCCCACCUAAAUUUUAAAAGAAGAGACUUUGAGAACCAAGAGUCAGUUUUGCAAAAAAUACCAAAGUCUGCUGAAAAAGCAGUGGUAUGCUUGCCACAGAAAACAGUGCCAUCGAAAGAAGAAAAGCACAGGCCACUACAAAAAGUACAGGCUAUUGAAUAUAAAAACUUGAGGUUCCCUGUUGAUUUGUCAAAUCCUUAUGCUGUGGCAACAGUUUUGAUUCAAGAACCAGGCAAAUUGAAGAUUAAACAUUUAAGAGAAGUCCUAGGAGGACAAGGUGACGGAGGAACUAAAACACGGCAGAUAAAAGAAGCUGUUUUUCAACUAAAAGUCAAACAGGAUAUACAGGAAGAGGAGAUCAAUCAACUUAAGUGGCAAGUUCAUUUAGGUAAAGAUCCAAUAUGUCCAAGUGUUCAAAAGCAAAUCCUUGAAGACCGGCAGAAAGAAGAAGAACUUUACAAGAUUAAAAGAGGAGAUCCCAUUCUGGAGGACGAGUUUGAAAGAAAGCAUGUUAAAAUCUCUCAGAAACGUAUCGUCCGAGACAUCAGUGAGUGUCCCCGGUUUCAGCCUACUUUUGACCUCCUGCUUAAUAAUCCUUGGUACCACAAGCAUAGAAUUCAGCAGCGAUUCCAACAAGCUGCGCGAAAGGUCCUGAUUCAGUGCCGGCUAGAUAAAGUGAUGAAUUUACUUCAUGAUGUAUUUAAGCGUUUUAGAGACCAAGAGGAGGAGGAGAAGAGAUUGAUAUCAGAAUGCAGCAGUUUUAAAACCUCCAGCACCACUGCUGUAACUGAUGAGGAGAAGAGAAUGCCUUUUGCCUGGACUCUAACUCGAAUACAGCCUUUUGAAUUCCCUACUUACAAUCCACCACAGUGGGCUGAUGAACUGGCACCAGAAGUUCUUGGUAUAGUUCCUGUCAAGUUUGCUGCAGUUAAAAUCAAACAGCUCCACCACUUUUCUGAACUAAAGGUACCCCAGCAUUUCAGUAGCAUGGGAUAUCAACCAUUCUGCAUACAUCAUGCGGCAACUAGUUACAAGGUUCCAAAAUAUUUUCAAACUCAGAAGUCAGGUGCUGAGGAAGAGCUGAUUCCACUAAUACCUGCUUCCGAAGAAAAAUCCUUGGUUGCACAGGAUGAGAAACUAGACACUUCCUUCUUAAACCUGAAAGCUCCUGAAGCUUUGCUUCACCCUCCAAACCAUCAUCCACUUCAAAUUUUUAAUCCUAGUCCUGGACUGUUUGAGUUCAAGCUACCACUACCCUAUGCAGAAAGCAGCAUUGAAUAUCAUAUUUGCCCUCUUCCAAAAUUUCCACAUAGCAAUAAAUACCCAUCUGGUACUGCAAUUACACAAAAGAAGUUUCUUCAUCAUAGGGAAGUGAUUCGUGGUGUAACUAACUGGAGAAAAUUCCCACCAGUUAUCAAUUCAACCUUACCAAGCAUGCCACCUCUGAAUAUCAUGACAACCUUCAGCAUUAAUCCUUAUAGCACAGACAUGCUUCCAAAGGUUGUGCCUCCAAUUCUGCAGGAGUUACCAGAACAAGACAAGGAAAAUGUAGUUGAUGAAGUGAUUGAAGGAGAGGCUGCUGUCUUACUUACACCACAGAUGAUAAAGGCCGAGUUUCCACAGAUUGACUUCUCAGCGGAAGAGAAUAGAUCAAAAGAGGAAAGUGAAGGAAAUGCAGAAGUUAAAGUUGCUUCUUUUACAUCUCUACAUAGAUCUGUGCCUGUUUCCAGUGAUGUGAGGGACGUUGUGGAUUUGUAUGUUCUAAAUCAGAAAAAUAUAUAUGGACGAAGGCUUACAGAGACUAUGGAGAAACUGAAAGAGAAAGCGGUUGACAAGAGUAUGAUCCUAAAUUAAAUUGUCUCCAUGGGAUAGGCUUGAAUGUUUUUAAGUGUCAGUCACAUUUUCUACACUUCUUAUAAUGUGAGUCACACAUUAGGGAUAUACAGCAUUCUGUGAUUCAGGAACAGAACAUUCCAGAGAGCUCCAGAACAUUCUGUUCCCCUUCUAGACAAGGUACCAUAACUUUGCAAAUUAAAUUACAUUUGUACAGGAGCUUCUAUUUCACAAAAUGAAACAUAGAUUUCCCAACUGCUAAGGCCAACUUUGUACGUUAGCACAGGAAAGAGUGUCAAAUAGUCUUAAGUGGGUGAUAUUCCUCAUUGGGUAGUUGCCGUUUUGGCCUUCUGUGUUUCUUAUUUCUUACUCUCAACCCUGUGAAACCUCCUAUGUGGCCUCUUUGAUUACUGUUGUUAAUAUGUAUAUAUUUGUCCAUCCAGUUUAAAUUCCUAGACUGUCCAGUGUAUACACAAACCCACACAAAUUAUUUUUAUAUACAUGCAUGUACUGUAUAGUGUUGUGUGUCUCCUGUGAAAAAGCAUUUACUGCUUCCAAUAAAAUGUAGAGAAAAUAAUACAUUCUGUAUUCAUGCUGAGUGGAUGUAAUAUAAAUAGUAUGUAAUAUAAGCUGGACCAUCAUCUGGUAUUCAAUGCUGUUGGAUUACUGAGUCAAACACAGUGGCGUACUCUGGUGUCUUUCAGCCUAUGAGUCAAAUAGAUUAGGUCAGGAGCAGGCAACUUGGUGUUCUUCAGAUGUUUUGGACAUCAGUUCUUGUCAAUUGUCGCCAGCACAGCCAGGGGCAAGGGACCAUGGGCAGAGGGUUACAGUUUAAAAGAGCUGCACUAGUUUGC